AUGGGGGCCCACCACCUAGAUGACCUGCAGCUUUUCCUACAGUGCGAUAGGGCAGACGGUCUCUCCCUCUUUGACCUCACUUUUGGUGCCUCUUCUGCCCCUGCUGCUGAUGCUGACGCCACUAUUCGCUCACAGUGGGCCACGCGCGAUGCUGCUGCACGUCUUGCUGUGCGUCGCCACCUGCCUACCUCUGAGCGUGCGCACUUUAGCCAGUACAAGAGUGCUCAGACCUUGUACGACGCUGUAGUUGCAUGCUACUCCUCCCUUGCCACUGCUGCACUGAGCCGCCUCAUGCUACCGUACCUCUUCCCUGACCUUGCUACCUUUCCCACUGUCGCUGACCUCAUUACGCACCUCCGCACUAGUGACACUCGCUACCGCGCUGCACUUCCUGCUGAGUUCUGCGCCAAGACCCCCCCCCCCCUAUUUUGCCCCACCACUCUCUCCGUUGACCUCCUCGAGAAGGCCCUCCUAGCAGAAGAGAAGAUCAUAGUCGCUGUAGGAGCCUCUCAUGGUGACCCUCGAACCCCCGUCUUUGAGGGGUGUUCUCCCUCCCCCCUCUUACCCUCUGUUGCUUCUGCUGCUGCGGCCGACCUUGUUAGUUUCGAGUCGGUUAGCGCUGCGUCUGCCCCUUUGGGUAAGCGCCGCACAGGCAAGGGCAAGGGGGGCAAGGGCGCUGGAGGAGCUGGCGGGGGCGGUGGAGGUGGCGGUGGAGGCGGUGGAGGGGGUGGGGGUGGUGGUGGGAGUGGUGGCGGGGGUGGAGGUGUCGGUGGCGGCAGUGGAGGCGGAGGCGGAGGCGGCGGUGGCGGUGGGAGCGGAGGUGGCGGAGGUGGCGGCGGAGGAGGAGGCGGCGGUGGAGGAGGCGGAGCUGGUCGGGGUGGCGCUGCGCAGAGGGUCGGCUCCGGUGGUGGUCAGCACCAACAGCAGCAAAAGCAGCGCACUUUUGACAUCCCCCCCCCUCAACAGCUCCGUGAGUGGUACGCUGCACGCCAGCGGGGUGGGGGUACUGGUCCGUGCCCCUACGUCCUACGCACCGGCGACCGCGCGGGUGAGCAGUGCGGGGGUGCGCACUCCACCCAGCGCUGCUUUGGCCGCCUUAUGGACGCUUGGCGUCACCAGUUCCCUGAGGCGACUGAGAUCCCUCGCUGGGGCGAGCUGUCUAGGGCGGGAGUAGCUAUCUUUGACCUUGAAUUUGAUUCUAUUCUUGCUGCCAUGUAUGCUGUGACUAUUAGUGAUAAGGGUGACUGUUACCGGUGCUUUCCGCCCGACUCGGGCAUUGAGACUACUGCUCUAGGUACUGGUGUGGUUGCUGCUCUAGGUGCUAGCGAGGCUACCACUCUAGGUGCUAGUGAGUCUGCUUCCUCAGGUUCUGUCCUCCCGUGUCCGUCGGCUCCCUCUGGCACCCUGUCUGGUCUUUACCUCCCCUCGUUCUCUACGAACUUGUUGAGUGGUGCUGACCUACAGGAUGGGGGAGUGCACCAGUUCACUCCUACGAGCCAGCGGGUAGCCGUGUCGGGUAAGGUGUUUGCUGCAGCGUCCAGGUCUGUUCCUGAGUCUGCCCCCUGCUCGUGUCGUCUCCUUUCUCACGAGACUCUGCUUUGGCACCACCGCCUUGGUCACCCCUCCCUGCCUCGUCUCCGAGGCAUGGCUUCCCGUGUCCUUGUCUCUGGUCUUCCCCGGUCCCUCCCUCCCCUUCCCCUGGGGCCUGCCCCUGCUUGCGUCCCCUGCGUCGAGGGGCGGCAGCGUGCUGCACCUCACUCCUCCCAGUUUUCUCCAACAGAGGCCCCGCAGCAGACGCUUCACAUGGACGUGUGGGGCCCAGCCCGCGUCCGUGGACAGGGUCACGAGCGCUACUUCCUGCUGGUGGUUGACGACUACUCGCGUUACACCACAGUCUUCCCCUUGCGCAGCAAGGGUGAUGUCACUGAGGUGUUGAUCAACUGGAUCCGCGCAGCUCGUCUCCAGCUCAGUCAGAGCUUCGGCUCAGACUUUCCUGUUCUGCGUGUGCAAUCUGAUAGAGGCGGAGAGUUCUCCUCUAGCCUUCUGCGAGCCUACUGUCGUGCACGAGGCAUCCACCAGACCUUCACGCUUCCGGACUCUCCACAGCAAAAUGGGAUUGCUGGGCAUCGCAUUGGCAUGGUCAUAGACGUCGCUCGUUCGUCCAUGAUGCAUGCGGCUGCCCCCCAUUUUCUGUGGCCGUUUGCGGUUCGCUACGCGGCGCAUCAGAUCAACCUUCAGCCCAGGGUCUCCAUGCCAGAGACCUCCCCGACUUUGCUGUGGAUCGGGAAGGUUGGCAAUGCGUCUGCGUUCCGGGGUGGCAGUUCUACCACCCCACCUCUCGCCGUGUUCUGUCCUCUCAGGACGUCACAUUUGACAAGCCGAUCCCCUACUACCGCCUCUUCCCCUACCGCACUCCGCACUCCGUCCCUCCCCCCGCCACCGCUCUUCCUUGUGCCAGGUCCCCCCCCAGUAGACCCCCUCCCCCCUCAGGGUCCUGCCCCUUCAGGUGCAUCCCAGGUAGACGCAGUCGAGCCUGUCGAGGUUGCUGGUGACUCUGGUGCUGCUGAGGGUGCUGAGCCUGAGGGUGCUGACUCUGGGGGUUCUGAGCCUGAGUGUGCUACUACUGGGGGUGCUGGGCCUGGGGGUGCUGAGCCUGGGGGUGCUGCGCCUGGGGGUGUUUCGACUGGGGGUGCUGAGCUUGGGAGUGCUACGACUGGGGGUGCUGAGCCUGGGGGUCCUACGCCUGGGGGUGCUGCGCCUAGGGGUGCUACGACAGGGGGUGCUGAGCCUGGGGGUGCUACGCCUGCGGGUGCGGAGCCUGAGGGAGCUGGGCCUGCUCGUGUCGCGUCUGGCGGUACUGUGCCUGGAGGUUCUCCCUCUCUCCACAGGAGCUGCACGAGUGGUUUGCCCGGCGCUGGAGGCGUGGUGCUGGAACUGGAGGUUCUUCGGCUACUGAGGGUGCUGCUGUCGCGGGUCCCGGAGGUGCUCGUACUGGGAGUACUGGAGCUGUUGGGCAUGCGAGUACGACUGGAGCUGGAGCUGCUGAGGGUGUUGGUGCUGAGGCUGCUGCUGGAGGUCCUGGAGCUACUGGAGCUGCUGGGGGUACUGGAGCAGGAGGUGCUGCUGGCGCUGGUGCUACCACUGGCGGUACUGUUACAGCCCGCCUCCCCUCUGCCUGCUCCUUCUCCAUACACUGGUCCUACUGGAGGUCUUGCUGAGCGUCGUGAGCCUGUGUCUUGCCCUGCGUCGCGUGUCCGUCCUGCUCGCGCUAGUGGCCGUGGUUCGCAUCAGCGUCCUCCUCUUGUAGCUGGCAGGCACCGGAUGUCUCUGCGUCCGUCCACUGCUCCUCUGCGUGCCCCUUUGCCUUCUCCUGAAUCCUCUCUUCCUGCUCUUGCCGACCCGGAGUCGGACUCUCUUCGUGCUGCCAGUCCUACUGUCCCGCGUCUCCUUGCUAUUGUCGUCACUGACCCUUCCUUUGAGUCCACUGCUGCGUCUGCCCUUGUUGCUGAGCCCGUCGAAUUUGCUGCUCGCUGUCCUCUAGACUACGCUGCUAGUCUUGUCGCUGAGUCUGAGUCUGCCUGUCCUCCGUCCGUCGGGGGUGAGUGUGCCCUUGGCACGGACGUCCUUGAGGACAGGCAGGAGGAGUUAAAGUGUUUGGCUGCUGCUUCACCUCAUCUCGUGUCCGUACUGCUUACCCCGGAUGCACUUGACAUCCCGACUCCGCGCUCUUACGCGGAGGCGAUAGAGGGUCCCUACUCCUCUCAGUGGCAGGCAGCUAUGGACACAGAGAUGGCUUCUUGGAAGUCCACAGGCACCUACGUUGACGAGGUUCCCCCGCCUGGGGCGAACAUUGUCAGUGGCAUGUGGAUUUUCAGGGUGAAGCGGCCGCCGGAUUCUCCGCCUGUCUUCAAGGCGCGUUACGUGGCUCGUGGCUUCAGUCAGCGGCAGGGAGUUGACUACUUUCAGACCUUCUCUCCCACCCCGAAGAUGACCACUCUUCGGGUACUGCUACACGUAGCUGCGCACCGUGACUAUGAGCUGCACUCUCUUGACUUCAGCACUGCUUUCUUGGAGGGCAGCCUGUACGAGGACAUCUGGCUGCAUCGCCCAUCUGGCUUCACUGGGUCUUUUCCUCCUGGCACCCAGUGGAGCCUCCGGCGGCUAGUCUACGGUCUCCGCCAGGCACCGCGUGAGUGGCACGACACACUGAGGACUACACUUGCGGCUCUUGGGUUUGCUCCCUCUACUUCCGUCCCGUCGCAGUUUCUGCGUACCGACACUUCUUUGCCGCCGUUCUACAUCCUCGUGUACGUCGACAACUUGGUCUUUGCCACAGCUGACACUGCUGGACUCGCCCACGUGAAGUUCGGGCUGCAGAAGAGACACACGUGCACAGACCUGGGUGAACUGCGAAGCUACCUUGGCUUGCAGGUCACCCGGGACAGAGCACGUCGCACCAUUACCCUGACUCAGUGUGAGGCUGAGAUCUACGCAGGAGCCAUGGCUGCACAGGAGCUUCGCUGGCUCACCUAUCUGCUGACUGACCUCGGAGAGCCGCCUCGUUCUCCUCUAGUGCUGUACGUAGACAACAAGGCCAUGCUGGCCUUGUGUCGAGAGCAGAGACUGGAGCACAGAACAAAGCAUAUUGCUCUCCGCUACUUCCUUGCUCGUGAGCUACAGCAACGUUGUCAGUUGCGGCUUCCGUACGUGGCCUCUGAGGCCAACACUGCUGAUAUCUUCACCAAGGCACUUGCGCCUUGUGAUGAUCAGCGCUUGUGUACUCAGCUGGGUCUUGUACCUACCUCGCCUCACUUGCUCACCCCUUGA
Molecule: messenger RNA, 4827 nt
Organism: Closterium sp. NIES-65
Lineage: Eukaryota; Viridiplantae; Streptophyta; Zygnematophyceae; Desmidiales; Closteriaceae
Source: the annotation of a GenBank genome assembly